AAAAUUUGAAAUUUUUCAGGCAAAUAGAUCUUGGUGAGUGCAACAAAAAUUGGUGUAGACUCAAAAUUUCAAGAUGCUUUUCUGCAGAGUUGCAAAAGCUAAAAAUGAUUUCCUCCCAGUCUCAACCACAAUACGUUUGAUAGAGCUAAAACUAUUUCCUAUAAAUACUAAACACUGUUUGGAUUACUGGCUACAUUUUUUCGGUUUCUUUUUAUCUCCUUUCAUUCGAAUAAAAAUACCAAAAUUUUGAGAGCAUCCUCAAAAAUCCAUGUGUCUCUUUUAAUUAGAAGAUUGUUUGUAAAUCCUGGCGAAAACCAGCGGUAUAUCAUAUUUUGAAAGAAAAAGCAUCCUAAUUACUUUCUAGUAUAAGUAAAAGAAAGUUUCGGCUCGAUCGGUUCUCAACUUUUUCUGUCAAAAAAAAGUUAAAUUUUUCCGUCUUUUCCAACUUUGAAUCUUAAAAUAUAUCCAUUAAAUAGAGGGUACAUGGAACCUUAUAUAAAAUAGAAAAAUACAAAAUCUAAAACUUUUUUGUUCUGGAAACGAGGGUUUUGCUUAAGUAAGAAACCCAAAUACUUUUAAGGUUAUUGCAUGUGUACUGAUAACUUUUAGAGAUAAAUCUGUUGCAACUAUUGUUGAUUCUCAUCUAUUUCGAUGUAUCUUCUAAGCAAAUCUUUAUGAAAAUAUUAUUUAUGAAACAGACAAAAAUACGAAAACGAAUAGCUUAGAGUCAAGUGUUCAACAAUGAAUAAAGAGUAAACAUCAAUGAAUAGCAAGUUCAAAUUGACAAAUUCAUGUCUACAAUUUUACUAAUUAUGUUUAUGUAUUUUUCAUCUUUAUUAACACUCUUUAUUCAUACUUGACUAUGCUAAACGAAAAUUGUUUUACAUUAAUUUUAUUUUUUUGUUUUGUGAUAAAAUAGAUGUCGAAUAUAUUUGAUGAAAAUGUACGUAUAACAUUAAUGAAGUUUUUGGGAACUAAGAAAAAGCCAAAAAAAAAGUUGCUACAGAUUGAUUUGCUGAUGCUCUGUUUAAAUGCUAAUAAUUAAAAACAAAACCAGCUAUGAAAUAUGUUAAACUAUUUUCUAGUAAAAUUUUUCUUUGAUUUAUUUUGAAUAGAUGAAGAAGAAAAUGAUUUACUCUAUCGUCUUCAUGGUUUUGUUAAAACUGGUCAAGCAUAUACGUCCGGUUUAGGUGAUUUUGCACGUACAACAGGCAAUGAUUCAGGUUAUUCAAGUCAACAAACAGGACGAGAAAAUAAUAUUGAAAAUGCUAAAUUAGAAUCUCUUCUAUCUACGAAACCAUUUCAUAUUUAUAAUAAAUGUUUAAUUGAUCCUGAACAAUUCAAUCGUGAAUAUACAGUUGGUGUUUUUACAACAAAUACUGGUCAACAAUCACGUUAUUGUGAUAAAUCAAAAGUGGGUAAUGUUACAUUAUAUCCAACACCAGAAGGUUAUAUGCUUGGACCACAUUCCGUUACUGUUUCACCAGAAACAUUUCCUAUUUAUGCUAAUGUAUCUCCAACACAAUCAUUAACACAUACUGAUUCUCAAUUUUUUGCAUGUGUUAAUAUUCCACCUGAUGGUCUUUCAUCAAAUCGUCCAUUAUCAACAUCACGACAUAAUCCAGAUGAAGUUCGUUUACAAGGACCAGUUAUAUUUCGUCAAGAUACAAUAUUAAAAUCUGAAAAUGUUUCUCCUGUAUCAGUUAAAAUUCGUAGUUUAAAAUUUCCUCAAGUUGAAAAAAGUACAAUGACUGAUCCAGAUGCAAUUCGUCGUGAAAUCGAUCGAACAUCAGAUGAAAUUGAUUAUUUAAAAUUAAAAUUACAACAUAAAGAAAAUCAUUUACAACAUAAUGAUCAAUUACAUUUGUUAAGAGAUACAUUAGAACAACAAAUAAGAGAAAUUGAACGUGUUAAAAUUCUUCAUCAAGAUUUAUUAAAUAGUGGUCGUGAUAAUGAAGAAAAUAUACUUGAUUUAUCACAACAAAUUCAACGUAUACAACAAAAUGUUCAUGGAUAUUUACGUCCAACUCUAUUACGUCUAGUAGAUGAUACAUCACGAAUAAAUACAGGAAAAUUAAUACCAUUAACAAAUGAUGAUCAUUGGAUAUGUAAUGUUCCUCGACAUGCUGAUCUUGAACAAAUAAUUGCUGAUCUUGAAGUAAAAAUGGAUGAACAACAACAAGAAUUAGCUAAUUUAAAACAUGAAAAUCGUCGAUUAGAACGUUCAUUAAUUAAAAAAACUAUUAAAAUUGAUGCACUUGAUUUAGCUUCAUCGCGUAAACGAUCACGAUCAAUUGCUGAUUCAGCUGAAACAGAUAGUCUUCAAGAUGAUAUUUUUGUUUUGGAACAACAACUUGUUCGUAAACAACGUGAAAUUACACUUGCACAAGAACAAUUAAAACAAAUGACAUCAUUAUCUCAAAAUGUUAUUCAUGAUUUAAAAACAGCUCGUCAACGACAUACAAUAACUAAACGUGAAACUAAAGGACUUGAACAAAAAAUUGAAUAUUUAACACGAAAAUUAUAUAAGUUGACAAGUGAUACAAAGCAAGCUGAAGAAAGUUAUGCAAAAACAACAACUAAUAUUCAAUUAAUGAAUAAAGAACAAGUUAAAUUAGAAAAGAUAGUUGAUGAAAAACGAGCAUUAUCAAUUGUUCUUGAUGAACAACUUCGUUCAUCAUUAAAUUCAUUUAAUUCUCUUCUUAAUUCAUCUAUUAAAUGUUUACAAGAAUUAACAUCAACUACAAGAAUAAUCGAUGAUGAAUUUCAUUUUAAUUCAUUACCACCACCACCAUCAUUACAAAUAAAUCCAAUAUCAUCACAUUUAGCACCAGAUGAAAUUCAACGACAAAUUUCACAUAUUAUUUCUGAAAAUCAUCGUAUUCUUUCACGUUAUCAUUCUAUAUUACAACAACAAAAACAAAAAUCAACAUUAUUAAAAAAUGAAUUAACAGAAAAAGAAACAAUUUUAGUUAAUGUUAAAUCAGAUUUAGAUGCUUAUAAUGAACAAAUAAGAAAAAAUGCUAAAGAACUUUUACAGGACAAAAAUGUUUUGGAAGAAUUAGAACGUGUUAAAGAAUUAAAAUCUGAUAAAUUAGCUGAACUUGAUCGUCUUAUUGAACGUCGUCAAACACAAGAAAGACAAGCACAACAAGAAUUAGAACAAUUAACAAAUGACCAACAACGUUUAAAAAAACAAUAUAAAGAUAUUCUAUCUGAACAUGAUCAAUUACAACAUACAAUUGAAGCUGAUCGUCAAGUUUUAAAUGAAAUGAAAAAUGAAUCAACACGUUUACGUGAACAAAUUAAAUCAUUUCUUGAUGAUAAAGAAACAUUAGAUGAAACUUGUGAUUUAUUAGCUAAAAAAUGUGAAGCUUUACAUAAUGAAUGUAAAGAAAAAGAAAAUAAUUUACCAAUACUUAUAUCACAAAUAGAUGAAAAAUUAACUGUAUGUAAAAAUUUAGAAGAUGAAAUUAAAAAAUUAAAAACAGAUAAAACACGUUGUCUUGAAGAAGUUACUGAAAUGAAAAUUAAAAUUGAAAAAAAACGUAUUGAACUUGAACAUUCACCUCAUGGUAUUGAAUUUGAACAUCGUAAUGAAGAAUUAAAACAACGUAUUAAACGUAAUGAACAAGAUUUAGAUAGACUUAAUAGUGAUAUUGAUGAACGUAAUCGAACAUUAAAUGAAUUAAAUACAAUGAUUGCAUAUGCAAAAAAUAUUAUGAAAAAUAUUCAACCAAAUGAAAAUCGUCGAAAUUAUAAACAUAGUUCAUCAUCAGAUUUUUCAAUUGUCGAUCAACGACAUCAACAAGAAAAUACAGCAUAUUAUGAAACGAAAAUUCAACGAUUAACAAAAGCUCUUGAUGAUAAAGAACAAGAACUUCGUUCAUUAAAUAUGCAAUUAAUAACAACAAAAGAUGAACUUUUACAAAUGCAAUAUAAAGUACAAAAUCAAGAAUCAAAUGCUGAUGGUAUACGUAAUUCAAUGCAAAUUGAAUUAGAUAAAUUAAGACAUUGGUUACAAAUAUAUGAAAAUCGAAAAGCAAUGUUACGUCCGCAAUAUCAUGAAACAUUAAAAGAAUUAGAAUUAAAAUUACAUGAACAAGAAAUGUUUUUUAGAAAACAAAUUAAAGAUCUUGAUUCAGAAAUGAAAAAAAAAUAUCAUGGAAAACCAUCAGAUGAUUCAGGAUUUCUCAGCGAUACAACCUUAUAUGAUAAUCGUAUAUCGCCAACAAAUGAUACUAAUGAUACUUCCAUGUUACGUGAACAAAUUCAAAAUAUAUUUUCCCAACAUGUUCAAGAAUUAGAUAAAUGUAAUACAAAAUAUAAAACAAAUUUAUCAAAUUUAAAAAAUCGUCUUCAUGAAUUAGAAAAUUCUGCAACAACAACAAAUAGAUUAGAUUCUUAG
Rotaria sordida is the source of this 4408-nucleotide messenger RNA. The record is from the annotation of a GenBank genome assembly. NCBI's taxonomy places the organism in Eukaryota, Metazoa, Rotifera, Eurotatoria, Philodinida, Philodinidae.